Dendroctonus ponderosae (mountain pine beetle) is the source of this 2690-nucleotide messenger RNA. RefSeq names its product PR domain zinc finger protein 15. The record is from RefSeq and is a predicted model, not a curated record. Gene Ontology annotation, biological process: regulation of transcription by RNA polymerase II. NCBI's taxonomy places the organism in Eukaryota, Metazoa, Arthropoda, Insecta, Coleoptera, Curculionidae. Gene Ontology annotation, cellular component: nucleus; chromosome. The transcript is spliced from 10 exons. The coding region runs from base 47 to 2605 and encodes 852 amino acids. Gene Ontology annotation, molecular function: protein binding; chromatin insulator sequence binding.
UUUACUGUACAGACCGAUUUUCUUAUUAUUUCGGGUUUAAUGAAAUAUGGAAUUGCCUGAUAAUUCAAAGGAAGAAUCGGAUAAGGGCAGUGUUCUGCCUACAAAGUGUGGAAUAUGUGGUGAUCCUCAUUUCUAUCGUGACUGCAAAUAUGUGAUUAUUAAUACUAAGGUUCCUGAUAGAGAAGUUCCAUCUAGAGCCAAACAAUCGUUGCCAGAUAUUCUGGAAAUCCGCAAACUGGCCGAUGAAAGUUACUCAAUAUUCAGCAAAGUGAUGCUGGAAGCUGGUACGGAAUUUGGACCGUUUGUAGCGAAGAAAACCUUAACUUUACACCCAUUUGCCGUAUUUCCCAUCAAAGUGUUUCACGAAAAUGAAUCAGACUUGUCCGAGUAUUACCUGGAUACUGUGGAGGAAAAUGAUUGUUGCUGGAUGAUGUUCGUCAAGCCUGCUAGUGAUGUUGAGGAGCAAAACUUAAUUUGCUAUCAGGAAAAUGAAGAUAUCUUUUUUGGCACAAUAAGGGACAUAUUGCCUGGUGAAGAACUGAAAGUGUGGUACUCGCCCUACUAUGCGUUCAAAAUGCAGAAAAAUACACUCACCUUUAAGGAGUCAUCACAACUGCAAGUGGAAACAGUUGAGUGCAAACCUGCGGCAGAUGACUUAAACACGCUGAUCAAAGCACAACAAAACAUUGUUCCUCAUGUGGUGUGGAAUUGCAAAUUUUGCUACAAACUGGAGAAAAAUGUUUCUGAUUUCGCCAAGCAUUUGUUAACGCAUUAUGCAAUUAAAGAGAAAAGAACAUGCUUGUCUUGCAACAAUCAUUUCCGUUACUCAACGCAUUUUAAACACCAUAUCAGAUUUUGUCGUCCAGAGCCAACAGAAAAAACACCCCAACCAAUCUUUUCAAAAGUGGCCGAAAAACCACAACCUGAGGCUAAGCAACAGGCAAAAAGUAAUAAUAUAGGCGGGCCUUUACUUGCUCAGUGCUUAAAUGAGAGCCUGAAUAAUUCGGAUUCUCUGCUACCACAAAGCGAUCCACCCUUUUUCGAGAUGGAAAAUUACGAAAACCCCGAUUUACUAUUUGGAAGUGAGUUGUUAGGAAUUAAUAUCGACCUGCAAAAUGGAGCAAAGGACGUUCAUAAGAAGUAUUUUGUUUGCGAUAUAUGUUUAAAGAAGUUUCCGAAUGUAAAAGGAAUUUCAAAUCAUUUAAAAUUGCACAUAGGAAACUACUUUUGUCCUGAAUGUAAAAAGAUUUUUGGACGGCCAGAAAGCUUCAAGUAUCACAAAUGUAACCGAGUAUACUCUCUUAAAUGUCCUAAAUGUGAAAGAAUCUUCUAUCAGAAGAAAUACCUAUUAAAACAUAUAUCGGUGUUCCAUGAGAAGAAACAUGCCUGCCCAUCGUGCCAAAAACUCUGCUUUUCUUCCACUGAACUCAAGAAUCAUUAUUGCAGAAAGCUCCCCAAAGAAAAGCGAAAAGUUCUCAAAUGUGCCGCCUGUCCCAAGAUGUUCUUUUCCGAAAUGGGUCUAAGGAAGCACAAGAAGAAUCACUUGAGUGACGGCAUAUCGACAACAUACAUUUGCUCAGAAUGCAGCGAAACUUUCUCAUCAAAGCUGAUUUAUCAGCGACACGUACAUACAAUCCAUAACAAAUCUAGGCAAUACGAGUGUAAGAUCUGUGAUAAAGUGUUUUAUAGAGGAGAUGCUUUGAAAAUGCAUUUAACCAAUAUUCACAUGCAAGGCAAAGCUGAGGGCCUUCAAUGUCCGAGUUGUAACAGGAAAUUUAAAAGUAAUAAAUACCUGCAAGACCAUAUGAAAUCGUUCCACGACAAUUCAAAAUAUAAAUGCAACCUCUGCACGCACUCAUUCAAAUAUUCGCGUAAUCUAUCCAGGCACUUGAAGAUGGUUCAUGGGAAGGAAGAACUCUUUGAAGACGCAUAUGAGUGUCCAACAUGUAAGAUUAAAGUCAAAUUGAAAAGCUCGCUUCGCCGGCAUUUAAGAACCAAACAUCCAGAAAAGUUUUCCUCAAGUCGUAUGAAAAUCAAUUCCAGUCAGGUUGAAGUGCAAGAAUUAAAAUUCAAGUGUCCAAUAUGCGAUUUGAAAGUGAAGCUCAAGUCGUCAUUGCAUCGACAUAUAUUGAAGAAACAUCCCGACGAUUAUAAGAAUGUUUGCGGCCAGGUAAAGGAAAAAGACCGGGUUACUGGUAACUCCAAAAAGAGGAAGCAAAUUGACGAUGAAUUUGAUAAAUUGAUGGACCUGCAAAAAACUAUAGAAAAUAUGGACUUUAACAUCGACACCUGCAAUGAAAACUUGCUGAGCGGAAAUGAAACCAUCGAUAAAUUUUUGAAGGAGAGCAGCGAUCAAAUUUCGAUUUUCUUUGCGGACAGUCCGAAACCGAUUCCAAUCGUUAACGAAAUUAGUACUGUAAUUACGGAGAGAGCAACCAAUAGGGAGGUCGGGUUAUCUAUGCCAGAUUUGUUGGAAUUGGAGCAUGAGAUUAAGGCAGCUAAACAGGCUGUUGUUUCGCCAGCUGCAAGCAAGACUUUCGAUCCUCUGUUGGCCCUUAAUUCCUCGGAUGUUGUGCUGUAUGCCCUCAACAAUAAGCCUGAUUAAGGUCGGUAAGUUGAUAGUAGAAGAGCCGAGUAGAGAGGCAGCCGAACCGCAAGUAGGGCGACAGCCCAGUUUGCGAGGGCAGAAG